Misgurnus anguillicaudatus (oriental weatherfish) is the source of this 2295-nucleotide messenger RNA. RefSeq lists its product as uncharacterized. The record is from RefSeq and is a predicted model, not a curated record. Lineage: Eukaryota; Metazoa; Chordata; Actinopteri; Cypriniformes; Cobitidae. Gene Ontology annotation, biological process: spermatogenesis.
UAUCUGACCUCUUUGGUAUCUGUAAAAGUACAGUGUGUGAGGUUAAUGUUACAUGGCCUGCGCUUCUUACAGCAACCAACAAUGACGGCUCAACCAUUAGCAGACCUGCCUGAAAUAUUCAGUAGGAAACCCAUACCUGUUUCCAGGUAACCAAUGCAGGGUUUUUAACCAUGUCACCGUGUUUGUGCUCUUUCAUCUGCUUGUUCACAUCGAAAUCAAGGACUCAACCAGUGAGCUUUGCAUCGAAAGACAGUAGAUGAAACAUUGAGGAGAUGCUCAUUUUGAUUUUGAACUAAAACUGGAUGUCAUCUUGUAUGAUCUGUUAUAAUCGGAUGGAACAGGAAUAUUGAAAAAGAUCAAUUCGAAGGCCUGGAGAUUGUUAAUGGUGGAGGCUUUUUAUGAAGUUUUGGUCACAUUAAGGAGUUUUUGAAGGUGUCCAUCAUGAACCCCGUGUGGAAAGUUUAUAAGAGUAAAGUGAUGAAGACGCUCAACCCAGACAUGGAGGAAGACCCGGUGGAGGAGGUCAGUGAUGUAUCUGAAGAAAUGACAACUAUCCAGGAAGACGAUGGACCAAGUGCAGUGUCACAACUGGCCAAGCGAAUGCAGGGAGCAGGAGUAAAGGGCUGGAAAAGUGUUUCAGGGUUCUUCCAUAAAGAUGAUGAGCACCAGCUACUGGAGGCUGAGAACCAACCGGCUGCAGAUCAUCCGCUGGCAAUGAAACCAGAGGAGCCUCCGCGACCCAACAAGCGCCUCACAGGAUUCUGGGAUAAUUUUGCGACCAAAUGGCACCAGGCAGCACCGAUGAGGGAAACGGAGGCAGCGGCGGCCUCGGAGACAGGAGGUGACGGCAGUCAGGAGCUGGAGAAUGAGGCCGGCGGGAGAAGAGAGGAUGGGGAUUAUCAGGCCGGGCAGGAAAGUGAUGCAGGUGAGGGUGGCACCAGCAUAGGCAACAGCUUCUCCAAAUAUGCAACACUGGGAGAAAAUGAGGACACGCCCACCUUCAAGUGGAACUUUGUCACCAACAAACUGGCUGAGCUGAAGACUAAAAGCAUGGCUAAGAGCAACUAGUCGAUGACCAAACACUAGAAAAGGGUUCAAACCACACAGGCCACAGUGCUUUAUAUGAGCCUUAAGAUGUAUAUGAUGAUCAUAUUUUACACAACUAGUUAAAAAAUAUUCAUUUUGAUUGGUCAGAUUGUGAUCUGUCUUGGCCAGGAUUGGUUAGCCUUAAUUUCUUGAUGGUGAAGUGUGUUAUUUUAUCAAUGUUGAAAUGCUUUCUUCAAUCCCAGAUAUGCAGAAAUAUGAUGUAUAUAACCAAAAACUGUCAAAUCCUAAAAAAUUAUGGUUCUGAAAGGGUUCUUCGCAGCAAUGCAAUAAAGAAACCAUUUUUGGUUCACCAAAGAAUAUUUUAAUUUCACCCUUUACAGCGUGAAGAACCUUUAUCCACUAUAAAUAACAUUCUUUUGUUUAACAGCCAAAAAUGGUUCUUCUGUGGCAUUAUUUAGCACCUUUAUACUCUGGGACUGUCAAAAUAUUGCUUUUUACACUAGUAGCCCAACAAAGCAACAUCAGUUUAACUGAGUUCUGGGAGGGACUAUCUGUUUGUCCAACCAAUGGAAGACGGGUGGAGUCUUUUAUUGUUUGGACACCUGUCAUUGAAACUGCAAAAAAAAAAAAAAAAACACCAGACGCUUCAUCUUUAAAAGAGAUAAACACAUCAGGGAAUUAUGAGACUAAAGUAUUGAUGAUAUGUAGAUGACUAUGAAAUAAGAAUGUAGUCAAAUAGCAUUCAUCAAAAGUUGUGUGCAAAUUAGACGAUAGCUAAUUCAAAUUAACAACCAUCUUACAAUAAUAUAUUUUCACAACAGAAACUCCACAUUUUUUCCUUUUUCUCAACUGGCCUUACAAUGAAUUGAAGGUUAAGCUCAACAAUACCACAUACAGUAGCAACAUCAUCUAGCAGAACAUCCUAGCAACUAGCUUAAAGAGGCUAGAAAUACCCUAUCAACCUGUCAGAACACCAUAACCGCCCCAGCAAUACUCUAGAUAACAGUCAGAACACUUAGUAACUCCCUAUCAAUGCUCUAGAAAAUCACCAGAACACCAUAGCAACCAGUCAGAACACCCUAGUAACCACUUAGCAAUGCUCUAGAAAAUCACCAGAACACCAUAGCAACCAGUCAGAACACCCUAGUAACCACCUAGCAAUGCUCUAGACAAUUACCAGAACACUAUAGCAAUCAGUCAGAACACCCUAGUAACCACCUAGCAAUGCUCAAGAAAACCACCAGAUCA